CCCCGGAGGCCCCGUGCGGGAGCGCGCGCGGGCGUGCGCAGGGCGGCGGCGCGGGCGCGCGGGCGCGCGGUGACCGUUGGGCUGAGGGGAGGAGGCAGCGCGGCCGCCGCCGUUGCGCAGAUCCGGGCCGCGGCUGAGGGGAGGGCGCCGGGGCCAGUGACCUUCCGGAGGCGGGAGCGAGCCAGGGGGCCCGGGACGCCGAGCGCCGCCGCCGCCGCCAUGAACAACUCGGGCGCCGACGAGAUCGGGAAGCUCUUCGUGGGCGGCCUGGACUGGAGCACCACCCAAGAGACGCUGCGCAGCUACUUUUCUCAGUAUGGAGAGGUUGUGGACUGUGUGAUCAUGAAAGACAAGACGACCAACCAGUCUCGAGGCUUCGGGUUUGUCAAAUUUAAAGACCCAAACUGUGUGGGGACAGUGCUGGCCAGCAGACCACACACCCUGGACGGCCGCAAUAUUGACCCAAAGCCAUGUACACCUCGGGGGAUGCAGCCGGAGAGGACACGGCCGAAAGAAGGCUGGCAGAAAGGCCCCAGGAGCGAUAACAGUAAAUCCAAUAAGAUAUUUGUCGGUGGAAUCCCUCACAAUUGUGGUGAGACAGAGCUCAGGGAGUACUUCAAGAAGUUCGGAGUGGUCACGGAAGUGGUCAUGAUCUACGACGCAGAGAAGCAGAGGCCUCGAGGUUUUGGAUUUAUUACUUUCGAGGACGAACAAUCAGUGGACCAGGCUGUCAACAUGCAUUUUCACGACAUCAUGGGCAAAAAAGUGGAAGUUAAACGGGCCGAGCCUCGGGACAGCAAAAGCCAAGCACCAGGGCAGCCAGGUGCCAGCCAGUGGGGCAGCCGCGUCGUGCCCAACGCCGCCAAUGGCUGGGCAGGCCAGCCCCCGCCCACGUGGCAGCAAGGAUACGGCCCUCAAGGGAUGUGGGUGCCAGCAGGACAGGCCAUCGGUGGCUACGGACCACCCCCUGCGGGACGAGGAGCCCCCCCCCCCCCCCCGCCAUUCACCUCGUACAUCGUGUCCACUCCCCCCGGAGGGUUCCCCCCUCCUCAGGGCUUCCCACAGGGCUAUGGCGCCCCCCCGCAGUUCAGCUUUGGCUACGGGCCUCCACCUCCACCACCGGAUCAGUUUGCCCCUCCGGGGGUCCCCCCUCCGCCUGCCACGCCAGGGGCAGCCCCCCUGGCCUUCCCGCCGCCUCCAUCUCAGGCCGCCCCAGACAUGAGCAAAGCGCCCACGGCCCAGCCUGACUUCCCCUACGGUCAGUACGGUGAGUGGCCGCCCUCGGGCCCUGCCACAGGGCCCCACUUUGCUUACGCUCUUGUGGUCAGGCUGAGCCGUGGCAGGGCCUGGCCUAGGCAGGUGGCCCCUCAUUCACUGUCCCUACUCUGCUGGCACCCGGGUGGUGGACGUCACCGCCUCUGCCAUCCCAGGCGGGGGUGGACCUGGUAGGUGAGGAUCCCAGCCGGCCGUGGGCUCUGCUUCUACGAGGCAGCAUGCCUCGCUCCACCCCCGCUCGCCACAGGGAGGCCAGGGUCCUGGGACCGGUCUUUGUCCAGAGUGUGUAGUCUGGGUGGACGAGGAGCCAGGAGGUGACCGCCCCCUUUCCCGAGGCACCUUUCAUGCCCUCUGGGCCAGCAGCGCAGGCUCUGGGCCCUGGGUCGAGGAGGAAGCUGCCCGGCCCAGCUGAUGCAAGUCCUUCAGACCAGCGCUUGGCAUGUUGUCCCAGCCCCACCCCGAGCUGGUCAGCGUCACGGAAGCCGCCGGGUUGGGUCACUUCUGCAGGGAGGGCAGUGGCCAUCUAGGGGUAUUCUAGAGGGAGGCACAGGGCUGGUCUGACAUGGUCUUGAGUCCUGAAAGCUGUGCCGGAGUCCCCGCUGCGUUCUGUUCCAGAACCUACUUCCUAGAAGCCCCUGAUCCGCCAGGGCUGGCCACAUCCUCUGUUACUCCAGGCUCAAAGGCCUCAGCCGCUCAGCCCUGCAGCCCGGGCACCCAGCCCCGAGGCUUUGGGAACGGGGAGGCGGGCUGAGGACAUGCCGGACAGAUGGGGCUCCGAGAGGGCUCAGAGCUGCCGCUGGUUCUGUGCGGAGACAGCUGUCCAGGCUCUUGCCGAGGGUGCAGGGUGGGCUCUCGAGAUGAGCAGCCCCAGGGCCUCACCCCAGGCUGGCCGCGGCCCCAGAGCGCCACACGGGAGCUGUCCCCACAGUCACUGUCACGCCCCGGCUCACGGACUCUUC
This is a messenger RNA of Equus caballus (horse), 2234 nucleotides long. It is a transcript of the gene DAZAP1, whose product is annotated as DAZ associated protein 1. Lineage: Eukaryota; Metazoa; Chordata; Mammalia; Perissodactyla; Equidae. The record is from RefSeq and is a predicted model, not a curated record. Gene Ontology annotation, molecular function: mRNA binding. Gene Ontology annotation, biological process: regulation of translation; central nervous system development. Gene Ontology annotation, cellular component: cytoplasm.